AUGUUGACAACGUUGUCUUUGACCGCACUGGCAUUCUUGCCUUCGGUGAAUGCGCUUGUGAGGAAGGAUGGCGUGGGUCGAUUGCCGGCACUGGGAUGGAAUAGUUGGAAUGCCUUUGGUUGUGAUAUCGAUUCUACAAAGCUCAUGACUGCCGCCAACGAGAUUGUCAAUCUCGGUCUGAAAGAUCUUGGAUAUGAAUACGUCAAUAUUGAUGAUUGUUGGUCUGUCAAGAAUACGCGCAAUUCGACGACUCAGCGUAUCAUUCCCGACGCACAGAAAUUUCCGGAUGGAAUCUCUGGGGUCGCUGAUCAUGUGCAUCAGUUGGGGUUGAAGAUUGGCAUUUACAGUAGUGCUGGUGAGACUACUUGUGCGGGGUACCCUGCUAGUCUGGGACACGAGCAGGUUGAUGCAGAGGCUUUUGCCGAAUGGGGAAUUGACUACUUGAAGUAUGAUAACUGUGGUGUGCCAAGUAACUGGACAGACCAAUAUUCCGCCUGCGUCCCCGAUGGUACCAACGAACUGGCUAAUGGAACUUGUCCUGACCUUUCUAACCCGGCACCCGCUGGUUAUGACUGGACUCAGUCGAAGACCUACACUCGGUAUACUAGAAUGCGGGAUGCCCUUUUGGCGCAAAGUCGAACUAUCUUAUACUCCCUUUGUGAAUGGGGCCAGGCUGACGUGAAUACCUGGGGCAACGAGACUGGUAACUCGUGGCGCAUGUCGGGCGAUAUUACAGCAAAUUGGGCUCGUAUCGCUCAAAUCGCCAAUGAAAACACUUUCAAGAUGAACUAUGUUGGAUUUUGGGGCCAUCCGGAUCCUGACAUGCUUGAAGUUGGAAACGGAGACCUUACAGUGGAGGAGAAUCGUGCUCACUUUGCCUUGUGGGCCAUCAUGAAGUCUCCCCUGAUUAUCGGUACUGCACUUGACAGCAUCAGUGACACCAACCUAGCCAUUCUGAAGAACAAGUACCUGAUCGAUUUCAACCAAGAUCCUAUCGUGGGCCGCUCAGCCCACCCCUACAAGUGGGGAUAUAAUCCCGAUUGGACAUUUGACCCAGGUCACCCCGCCGAAUACUGGUCCGGUCCUUCCUCGACGUUGAAGGGUACUUUGGUGCUGAUGUUGAAUUCGGAGAACACCACUUCUACUCGUACCGCGGUGUGGAAAGAGGUCCCCGAAUUGAAACAUCAUAAUGCGUACCGCGUUAUUGAUGCCUGGAGUGGAAAGGAUCUUGGCUGUGUGAGGAAUCAUUAUGGUGCUUCGUUGGCGAGUCAUGACGUUGCUGUGCUUGUGGUCAAGGGGGUCUGUUAA
Penicillium brasilianum is the source of this 1308-nucleotide messenger RNA. The record is from the annotation of a GenBank genome assembly. Lineage: Eukaryota; Fungi; Ascomycota; Eurotiomycetes; Eurotiales; Aspergillaceae.